Messenger RNA from Miscanthus lutarioriparius, 1851 nucleotides. Lineage: Eukaryota; Viridiplantae; Streptophyta; Magnoliopsida; Poales; Poaceae. The record is from the annotation of a GenBank genome assembly.
AUGAGGGGGAGAAAUGACUCGGGGCACAGCAAGAGGCCGGUUGUACCGUGCUGUGUGAUGAUUGUGUGCCUGUGCCUCCUCUUCUUGUAUUUCUCGGGCUCCAAUGGACAGGCUGGGACCACCGCAUUUGAGUACGGGACCAAAUUCUCACGGUCACUUGGAUGGGGCAGUGAUGAUGGUGAGGAUGGCUCUGAAGAGUCCAUUUUUGGAACUGGGGAUGCAGAUGAUGUCAAGCCCAAGAGCUUUCCUGUGUGUGAUGACCGGCACUCUGAGCUGAUCCCCUGCUUGGAUAGGAACUUGAUAUAUCAAAUGAGGCUGAAGCUGGAUUUAAACCUGAUGGAGCACUAUGAGAGGCAUUGUCCUCCACCUGAAAGGCGUUUUAAUUGCUUGAUUCCUCCACCACAUGGCUAUAAGGUUCCUAUAAAAUGGCCAAAAAGUCGUGAUGUAGUGUGGAAAGCAAACAUUCCACACACUCACCUUGCAAAAGAGAAGUCAGACCAGAAUUGGAUGGUUGAAGCCGGUGAAAAGAUCAAGUUUCCAGGUGGUGGGACCCAUUUUCACCAUGGAGCUGACAAAUAUAUAUCAAAUAUUGCAAAUAUGCUAAAUUUCAAAGAUAACAAUAUAAACAAUGAGGGGAUGCUUCGUACAGUUCUUGAUGUUGGUUGCGGAGUUGCUAGUUUCGGAGGAUACCUACUUUCUUCUAAUGUGAUAGCAAUGUCUUUGGCACCAAACGAUGUGCAUCAGAAUCAGAUUCAGUUUGCACUUGAAAGAGGGAUCCCUGCAUAUCUUGGUGUUUUGGGAACAAAAAGGCUUCCGUACCCAAGUAGAUCAUUUGAACUAGCCCAUUGUUCACGUUGUAGGAUCGAUUGGCUUCAAAGAGAUGGGAUUCUUCUGCUUGAACUAGACAGAUUGCUACGACCUGGAGGUUAUUUUGCUUACUCCUCUCCUGAAGCAUAUGCACAGGAUGAGGAGGAUCUCCGAAUCUGGAAAGAAAUGAGUGCCCUUGUGGAAAGGAUGUGCUGGAAAAUUGCAGAGAAAAGAAACCAAACUGUUAUUUGGGUGAAACCCCUGAACAAUGACUGUUACAAGAGACGAGCACAUGGUACAAAGCCACCUCUAUGCAAAAGUGGUGAUGAUCCAGAUUCAGUAUGGGGAGUGCCAAUGGAAGCUUGCAUUACUCCGUAUCCUGAACAAAUGCAUAGAGAUGGGGGAACUGGGCUAGCUCCCUGGCCUGCUCGAUUAACAACCCCGCCUCCCCGUCUUGCUGAUUUGUAUGUUACUGCAGACACAUUUGAAAAGGACACGGAAAUGUGGCAGCAAAGAGUAGAAAAUUAUUGGAGUUUGUUGGGCCCAAAGGUAAAACCAGACGCUAUUAGAAACAUCAUGGACAUGAAAGCAAACUUUGGGUCAUUUGCUGCUGCACUCAAGGAAAAAGACGUAUGGGUGAUGAAUGUUGUGCCACAUGAUGGACCAAGCACCCUCAAGAUAAUCUAUGAUAGAGGGCUGAUAGGCAGCAAUCACGACUGGUGUGAAGCCUUCUCGACCUAUCCUCGAACAUAUGAUCUUCUCCACGCAUGGGCAGUCUUCUCUGACCUUGAUAAAAGAGGUUGCAGUGCUGAAGACCUGCUCCUUGAAAUGGAUCGUAUCCUCAGGCCGACUGGGUUUGUCAUCGUGAGGGACAAGAGCACUGUCAUUGAAUUCAUCAAGAAGUACCUCCACGCACUUCACUGGGAAGCAAUAACUGUUGUAGAUGCUGAGCCCAGCCCAGAAUCAGAGGAGAACGAAAUGAUCUUGAUCAUCCGGAAGAAGUUGUGGCUACCAGAAGCAGGCUCUCAGCAUUCCAGCACGUAG